AUGGAAUUAGAUGAAUUAAAAAAAAAUGAGCUGAAAGCUCUUCCACUAAUGAGAACGAAAGCUGGACCGCGAGAUGGAGACUUAUGGAUUCAGAGGCUGAAAGAAGAAUAUGAAGGUUUAAUAGCGUUUAUAAAUAAGAACAAAGCUAAUGGUUCGGAUUGGUUUCGUUUGGAAAGUAACGGUGAUGGGACAAAGUGGUUUGGGAAAUGUUGGCAUUAUCAUAAUCAACUUAGAUAUGAGUUUGAUAUUGAAUUUGAUAUUCCUAUAACGUAUCCGACCACUGCACCGGAGAUUGCAUUACCUUCAUUAGAUGGUAAAACGGCUAAAAUGUACAGAGGAGGACGUAUUUGUUUAUCGGAUCAUUUCAAGCCUUUGUGGGCUCGAAAUGUACCUAAAUUUGGAAUUGCUCAAGCAUUUUCAUUAGGAUUGGGGCCGUGGUUAGCAGUUGAAGUGCCCGAUCUAGUUGCACGUGGCGUUAUACAACCUAAAACUGCAUGA
Molecule: messenger RNA, 498 nt
Organism: Thelazia callipaeda (thelaziosis nematode)
Lineage: Eukaryota; Metazoa; Nematoda; Chromadorea; Rhabditida; Thelaziidae
Source: the annotation of a GenBank genome assembly